Molecule: messenger RNA, 792 nt
Organism: Gigantopelta aegis
Lineage: Eukaryota; Metazoa; Mollusca; Gastropoda; Neomphalida; Peltospiridae
Product: neurogenin-2-like
Exons: 1
Coding region: 1-792 (263 amino acids)
Molecular function (GO): protein dimerization activity
Source: RefSeq, a predicted model, not a curated record
AUGUCGCUGCCCGUUGUCGAGGCGUUGGAAUAUCAUUUUUCGUCCGCAAGCGUUGAAAGUUCUCUGGACUACGAUGUCAACACUGAUGACAAUGCGUCGCAGGAUGCAACAUCGCUAAAAGGAAAUGCGUACGAUUCGGAGAUUUCUGACAGCGCAAAAGAAGAGAGUAUUUUGGGAUCUCCGUGUUCUCGAAGUUCGAGAUGUGACGUAAACGAAGAAGCCCCUAAAACGCGGAGGACCAAAGGACGAGCACGUGCGAGAAAAAGAAGUCCAACUGUCGUCAUAAAAUUAAAGAAAAACAGACGAAUGAAGGCGAACGACAGAGAAAGGAACAGAAUGCACAAUCUGAAUUCCGCCCUGGAAACUUUACGAAAGCACCUCCCGGCGUUUCCCGACGAAACGAAACUCACGAAAAUAGAGACAUUGCGCUUAGCUCAUAAUUACAUAUGGGCGCUGAGAGAGACUUUAAAACUUGUUGGAAGUUCUGGUGAAAACACAAGUAAGACAUCCCUGUCAUUACUGUCGGACAGUGUCAAGUACAGUAUAAUACACAACAGUAGCCCGCCAGAGUGCGCUGCAGUGUUAUCUACCGAUCAACGGGGUUGUGUUACGCCCGAGUUGACAGUUGAAGCGGAAGAAGUACAAGUUUCGUCUGCAGAAAUAUCUUACGACUUUUCUCAAAUGUCAAACGCGCAAUGGAUGCGAGGGAAUGUUCUUUCGGUGAAUUCUUCAAGCCCCGAAGUCGGUCCGAACACACCCGAAAGUUGUUCGUAUAACUUCUUUCACGAAUGA